Messenger RNA from Sceloporus undulatus (fence lizard), 5071 nucleotides. RefSeq names its product ring finger protein 169 (gene RNF169). Lineage: Eukaryota; Metazoa; Chordata; Lepidosauria; Squamata; Phrynosomatidae. Gene Ontology annotation, cellular component: nucleus; site of double-strand break. Gene Ontology annotation, biological process: double-strand break repair. Gene Ontology annotation, molecular function: ubiquitin-protein transferase activity; nucleosome binding. The record is from RefSeq and is a predicted model, not a curated record.
UCUUGGCUGUGCAUGGGAUCCGAAGUACUCUUCUCCAGCACCACAUUUCAAAGGAGAUGAUUUUCCUUUUUGUCAGCUUCCUUCUCUGUCCAGCUCUCACAUCCGUACCUGGGAAUUGGGAAUACAGUGGUCUGAAUGAUUCUGACUUCACUGCUCAGUGACUUCAUAUUUAGAGCACCCAUAAUCUUAAGCAAGCCAGGUGAACUUCAUGAAGAAUAUAAAAGCCAACUGCGAAAGUUGAGAGGAGAGCAAUUUCAAGAAGAGAGAACAUCUGAGGAUUUUCUUCACAAGCUGAAUGUAGAGGACACUGAUGCAGGGAAGAGGGAAACGGAAGAGCAGAAGAAAGAGGAGUCUUUAACUGUCAAAAUGACCCAAGAACAGUUUCCAGAACGCUUCUCUGAUUCUGAGAAUGAGGAACCAUUCCAAGGCAAAUCUGCGCAUCGGUCAGCUUUCAUCUCCAAGGGAAGCACCUACUCAGGCGCAUUGUUGGCAGGAAACUUGAGCUCUAAAGUAGAAAGGAGCCAGAGCUGGAACGAUACCCUUCGGGAUAGAUCAAAAAGCAGGCAAAAAUCAGCUCCAGUCAGAACCAAGGUGAACCUGUUGACGAGUGCCUCUACUCCACUCAUGGGCGUUCUCUCCUCCGCCCGGAACAACCGCUGCCUCUCUGCCCCUGACUUGACAGCAGAUAAGCGUCUUGUUCUCAGCGGCAGCGCUGCUUCUUCACUCUCCCUCCUCCCAAAACCAGAGCGGUCUAUCAGCCCCGAGAGCAACGACAGCAUCUCUGAAGAGCUCAAUCACUUCAAACCCAUUGUUUGUUCCCCUUGCACUCCUCCCAAACGGCUUCCUGAUGGACGGGUUCUGAGUCCUUUAAUUAUCAAGUCUACUCCAAGGAAUCUGACCCGGAGUCUGCAGAAGCCAACCACCUAUGAAGCAAGUCCCAGGAUUCUGAAAAAAUGGGAGCAAAUAUUCCAGGAACGCCAGAUGAAAAAGACUCUCUCUAAAGCAACCCUGACGUCUGUAGCCCCUGAGGUGGGUGAGGAUUUUCUGGUUCCAAGUGUAAAUUUGCUGAUCAAGGAGCCACCACAGAUAUCAACUGACCUUCCACCACCCAAUACUGUUGCACAAACACAGGCAGAGUCAGACUGUUUCCCUUCCAUCUGUGCAGCAAAGCUUGACACCUCCUCCACUAUCAAGAGGGGCUUAGAGGCAGGAGCUGCUGGUCCAACGGCACCUGUGGCGAGAUCCAACAAGAACCCUCUAAAUGCCAGACUUUCUGAGGUCUCGGAUACAAAAUCGGCUUUACGCUUGGCUGGAUCUUGUCUGAACAUUGGUGCCAAAGUGGUGCCCCAAAAAAUCAGAGUCAACUCAGCGUUUCCAGAGAACAAUACCCGAGGCCCGUCCAUCAAAGCAGCUGGGAAGAAGAAGCUUAUAUAUCUGAAUGACAGCAAACUGAGCAAUUUCCAAAAUAGCAUCUGUAUCGAGAGAGAUGUGGGUGAGGAUCCUUCAUCGCUGAGGCGGGGCCGGAAGAGACAGUGCAAAAUGAAGCACCUGGACCAAGCCGGCUCUGUCAAAAGACUGAGGCAGGCGGCCUGUCACGCAGGGCUGGUAGCUCCCGAACCCCUGAGGAGGAAGCGGGAGAGGGAGCGGAAGUUGCAGCAGGAAGAGGAAGACCGGCAACUGGCCCUGCAGCUCCAGCAGAAAUUUGACAGCGAGAACAGGACAGUAGCCAGGCGGAGAGGGAGGGCCGACCAGUAUUUCCUGCGGUCUAAGAGCAUCACGAGUGCCAAGUAGCACUUAAACAAACAAUGUUGCCUUUUCUAGAAUAAUGUGAGCUUGAUAUAAAAGAAAAUAAUAAUCUGGGAAAGUGGAAGAGUUGUUCUGUUACCCUUCCAUUUCGCUACCCCAUCUGUAUUUCUUUCUUGAGGGUAAGAUGAGUGUAAAAGCUUGGCUCUCGAAGUAAGCCAUGUUGCAUCCUGGAUAUGCUUCUGAGAUGAUAAAUCUUCAUUCUCAGGAGUACAUCACCCUGAUCCAGAAGGACAUCAGUCUGUGACGGUGCUGGGCAAACUGGGAGGCAGGCUCUUUCCAAGGUCUUCAGUAAGCCAGUUACUGCUUUAUGACCCAACUGGGAGUAGAGGUCACUUAGGAACUGCCAUUUUUGUUGUUGCUUGCUGUGAGUUUCUAAGCUGAAAAGCAUCCUUAACCUGAAAGAAAGAGAGGGUCCAGCCAAUGAAACUUUGGAUAAACAAAUGUAUUUAAAUGCCCAGUGUAUUAUUUAGCCUUCAGAGAUGCAAGGACAGCUGCUUAUUCUGAAACCAAACGAAUCGCAAUGUUCUCUGUCUUUUCUGCAAGGCACACCUUUGGUAGAGUACUCCAGGGCAGUAUAUGACAUUUGCCCUUCUGAAGUCUGUUGCUGGAGUCAGACAGCAGGGUUCAAGGUACAAGGCAGCUCACUAGGCAGAACUAGAGACAGAGGGAAGUGCUUCUCUCUUGCUCCCCUCCAACAGACACAUUUGGUUAAGCUAGUCUUUUGUCACAUUCCUUUUCAGCCAGGCUGGACUGGAGAUACUAGCUAUUAGUCUAGGUCCCAGUCUUACUUCCAGUCUUACUCUGGGGACUGGAUAUGUGUGCAAGUGUAUUGUAUCAAUGGAGUGGCUGUGUCAUGUGGGAGGAUUCCUUCAAACUCUUUUCGGUAUCCAGUUUUUAAGAUUGCACAAUUUGCACACCACCCCUUCCCCAAUACAGUUUACAGAGAAACUGUCCUGUUCCUAACAUUUUUGAUUUGGAGGAGUGGGAGUGUUGACUGGCCCCUUGUAGACCUUCUCCUCCCAAAGCCAGAGGCGAGCCUUGCAAGUUCUCAGCUUUCAAGUGUAUUUCAAGGCCCAGAUUAGUUUUUUGUGGUUUCAUCCAGCUGGAGGCCUUUCUCAGACCUUCCUCAUGGGAAUCCUGAGUGAAAAAGUUAGCUUUUGGGUGAAUCCUGGCUAUUUUCCUCAGCCAAGUAUGGGCUCAGCUUGGUAGGAGCAGUCCAUCAGUGAGUUUUGUAAUGCUCCGUUGAAAAUCAAGGGGUGUCAUUGAGAGCAGGAAGCAAGCUGGAUAUUGGGAGAGGGAGAAUGCAAACUUCUGCUGUCUUGUGACAAGAAGCCGCAAGGCUGCGGACAUCUCUGCCUUUUAUCACUGACCAGUGGGGGGAAAGAGAGAGAGAGACUGCAGAGAUGUAGCCUCACAAAGAAGAAAGAGGGAGGCUGAGGGUUUCUCUAGAGCAAUGGUUCUCAACCUGUGGUCCUCUUUUGAGACUUCAACUCCCAGAACUCCUGAACAAUGAGCUCCAAAACAUCUCUAGGCCCAAAGGUUGAGAACCACUGCUCAAGAGGCCUUCAACAGAGAGACCUCUGGGAAUGUGGAUUAUUUGUUCAAGCCUGUAAUGGCCUUGCAAGCUACUGAAUGUAUUAAAGGUCCCUGCUCUCAUCUUUGUGCAGAGAGGUGUGGACUUUAAAACUGCUGCUUUUUGUCUAGCAGCGUUUUAUCAAACAGAGGUUUGGCUUAGUACAGUGAUGCCCAAAUUCUUAUCCUCCAGGUGUUUCUGGCUUCAGCUUCCAGAAACCUCAGCCAUCUUGGCCAAUGGUCUGGGAUUCUGAGAACUGGAGUCCAAAACACCUGAAAGGCCAACCUUUGGGAAUCACUGGCUUCAUAGUUGCAAGGGUUAGUUGUUCACAUAAUAGUCUAAAAAUGCAUUCAGUGUCUUGUGUAUUUCUUGCCCUUAUGGAUCUGUUCACAACAUAGUCUGGCUGGUUGGUAAAACAGAAAAGCAGCCACUCCUCGGCUCAAAUCUGCUGCUAUUGCUAUCUGUGAAUGCCAGCUUUCUGCAUAUCAUGUCUGCAAAACCUGAUCGUUGUUAAAAUAGGGUUCUGUUCAUGGCUCAGUUGGCUGGUCAAAAUGGGGGUACUGGUUCAUAACCCUUCUCUGACCCACUCCUCUGGGGAAGGAGUGCGGAGCGGGUGGGUAUUUGGACAGUCACAGAAGGGGGGGGGGGACUUUGAUAGCAAGUGAAUGUCUGCAACUGCCAAAGAUACAACCUGAGUCUGAAAAUCCGCUCCCUUCCCUGACCCUCUGAAAAGCCUGUCCUUUCAGGUUCUUUGUUGGAGCCAUCCACAGCGGACCUCGAUAAAGGAAGCGGAAAGUGCCAAAAGGUUGGAUUUUGUAAGAUGAUUGUAUUGCAUUUUGUUAUGCACCCAUCAGUGUUCUUCCUCUUCAGACUCAUUGUGGGUCACUGUUACGGAGGACAGGUCAAGCAAGCGCUUUGUUAACAGUGCUCUCAACAAAAGGAAGAGGAAAGUAUACACGCCUUAAAAGACUGUCUCAUGCAUCUUUUUUAAAGAAAACAGAACUAGUCUGGGCCCUCCUGCUUCAGCGAUCGCCUGCAGAGCUCCCUGAUGGACUCCCAGGAUCAUGGCUACAUCCAGAUGGACAGGUGGACACGAUGCUUGCGGUUUCCACUUUCUGAGAGGACCAGAGAAUAGUCUCUCAAAGCAACAUUCCUCGCCCAAGCUCUGAGUGUGGGCACAAAUGUACGUCAGAAUACAACGCCUGUCUGAGGUUUUGUGUGCCAACUCCACUUUGAGACCAGAACUGCACUGUGUUAAUAGAACUGGCCCCACCAUCUUCAUAAGGCUUGUAACAGAGGAGUCCAACAGGAAACAUUCUUCCUUCUGCAGCUGUUUAAAAGCCUUGCAAGCAGGUAUAGAAAUAGCUAUUCACUAUGCAAACAGACUACAACACCUUUUGAUUAUAACUGACAGGAUUUUGUGUCUGUCUGGUUUUCCUGGUGUUUUAACUGUCAAAACAGUUCCAAGAAACAAAAAAAAUAGGUGUUGCGGUAUUUCUCUCCUUCCCCAACUCCCUUCCACCCCGGUAUGCUUUAAAUCAUUUUGUGCUUUCAUGCGUAUUCUCAGCUCAGUACUUGAAAACCAGUGCAGUACAAGACAAAAGCAUCAUUUUUUGAGAUUGCAACUGAAUCACUCUGGCUUCAUCAGAUUUUUUUUAUAUACUAUAUAAAACAAAGCUGAUUACUGAGAAA